Engraulis encrasicolus (European anchovy) is the source of this 2612-nucleotide messenger RNA. It is a transcript of the gene kcnd1, whose product is annotated as potassium voltage-gated channel, Shal-related subfamily, member 1. Lineage: Eukaryota; Metazoa; Chordata; Actinopteri; Clupeiformes; Engraulidae. The transcript is spliced from 6 exons. Gene Ontology annotation, biological process: potassium ion transmembrane transport; protein homooligomerization. The record is from RefSeq and is a predicted model, not a curated record. Gene Ontology annotation, molecular function: protein binding; A-type (transient outward) potassium channel activity. Bases 708 to 2612 code for a protein of 634 amino acids. Gene Ontology annotation, cellular component: dendritic spine; neuronal cell body; voltage-gated potassium channel complex.
AGGAAAAAAUGUGUCUAUCUUGCAACUUUUGAGACCAUCAUCAGAAUUUAAUAAGUAUUUGAAACACCACAGAGCUGCAACAAAUUUGUCUUCCGAGAGAGGAGACAGUCAUCGAAGGCCAGACGCAUUAACCACCACCAUGUCUGGGAAGCUUUCCUGAGCAUCGCAAGCUGGACAUACAUUAAACAAUUAAAAAAAUAUAGCCAUUUCAAACAGGUCCGUCCUUGGAUACAAGAGUUUUUUUGUUUUUGUUUAUUUUUCCCUCCUUCUUCCUCUUUUCCUUUUUGUGGUCAUCUUGGACAUGUUUUCUUCCUGACGCGCUAAUGGCUUGACCUUUGACCUCCAUAUCCCUGAGUGGUUUGCCCAUGACCUUUUCCCUCAAUGAUGAAAACACAGCUCUCCGCUCCUCCUCGCCAUCUCUGCUCUCUCCACAAAUGUCCACUCUCAGGUGAAACACGGGGACUGGGACACUGAGACCUUCGCUCGCUCGAUGAAAAACUAAAAAAAGCUUAUCCUGUAGCCCCCAGUAGUUGUUCGGAAGCCAGCAGUUCGGAUGAUUAUUGUGGAAAUACCAUUCCUUUUUCUCUUGAUCCGAAAAGGUUCACUCGCAUACCCUCAGGGCCCCCCGACACAGUUUCCCCAUCCCGGCCCGCCGCUAUAACAAGCUAAGUACAAAAAAGCCCCACAAAAACACAACAAAACAAAAAAUGGCUGCCGGAGUGGCAACAUGGCUGCCCUUUGCCCGGGCGGCGGCAGUGGGCUGGCUGCCCCUGGCCAAGAAGACCAUGCCCAAGCCUCCCAUUGACAAAAAGAGCCGCAGUGAUGAGAUCCUUUUUGUGAAUGUCAGCGGCCUCCGAUUCCAGACAUGGAAAAACACCCUCGACCGGUACCCGGACACCCUGCUCGGCAGCUCGGAGAAGGAAUUCUUCUACAACGAGGACACUCAGGAAUAUUUCUUCGACAGGGACCCCGAAAUGUUUCGCCACAUACUGAACUUUUACCGCACGGGCAAGCUGCACUACCCGCGCCACGAGUGCAUCCAGGCCUUCGACGAGGAGCUGGCCUUCUUUGGCAUCGUCCCUGAGAUCAUCGGUGACUGCUGCAUGGAAGAGUACCGCGACCGCAAGAAGGAGAACCAGGAACGCCUGGCGGAGGACAAUGAAGCCGGGGAGGGGGGCGACGCCCCCUUACCCCCUGACAGCACCUUACGUGAACGCCUCUGGCGCGCCUUCGAGAACCCCCACACAAGCACCAUGGCCCUGGUGUUCUACUACGUUACGGGUUUCUUCAUCGCAGUCUCGGUCAUCGCCAACGUGGUAGAAACCGUUCCGUGUCGGCCCAUAAAAGGCACCGUGAAGGACCUGCCGUGCGGCGAGAAGUACUCGCUGGCCUUCUUCUGCAUGGACACGGCCUGCGUGCUCAUCUUCACCUUCGAGUACCUGAUGCGACUGUUCGCGGCGCCCAGCCGCUGCAAGUUCAUGCGCUCGGUGAUGAGCGUGAUCGACGUGGUGGCCAUCAUGCCGUACUACAUCGGCCUCGUCAUGCCCGAGAACGAGGACGUGAGCGGCGCCUUCGUCACCCUCAGGGUCUUCCGUGUCUUCCGCAUCUUCAAGUUCUCGCGCCACUCGCAAGGGCUGCGCAUCCUGGGCUACACGCUAAAGAGCUGCGCCUCGGAGCUGGGCUUCCUGCUCUUCUCCCUCACCAUGGCCAUCAUCAUCUUCGCCACGGUGAUGUUCUACGCCGAGAAGGGCACCAAGGGCACUUCCUUCACCAGCAUCCCUGCCGCCUUCUGGUACACCAUCGUUACCAUGACGACACUAGGGUAUGGAGACAUGGUGCCCGACACCAUCGCAGGGAAGAUCUUUGGUUCGAUCUGCUCUCUCAGCGGCGUGCUGGUGAUCGCCCUUCCCGUGCCCGUCAUCGUCUCCAACUUCAGCCGCAUCUACCACCAGAACCAGCGGGCCGACAAGAUGCGGGCACAGCAGAAAGUGCGGCUGGCCAGAAUCCGCCUGGCCAAGAAAGGGACCACCAAUGCAUUCCUACAGUAUAAAGAGGAUGGGGGACUGCAGGAUCGUGACAGCGACAGCACUGCUUUGUGUGUGAAGAACAGGUCGUCCUUUGAACACCAACAUCACCACCUCUUGCACUGCCUGGAGAAAACCACGAAUCACGAGUUCACAGACGAGCUGACGUACAGUGAGGUGUGCAUGACGGAGUCAGUGGGCUUCCGUACCAGCCGUAGCACUUCCCUGUCCAGCCACCAGGGCGGCUCCUCGUCCUGCUGCCCACGCAGGGCCAAGCGCAGGGCCAUUCGGUUGGCCAACUCCACCGUGUCCGUCAGCCGAGGCAGCAUGCAGGAGCUGGACACCCUCCACGUGCAGAAGACCGCACCAACCGCACCACAGAGUCGCUCCAGCCUCAAUGCCCGGACGGAGGACCUGAAGUUGAACUGUGACGACCGAGAUUUCACAGCAGCCAUCAUCAGUAUCCCGACGCCCCCCGCCAACACGCCCGACGAGAGUCUUCCCCCGUCGCCCGCCCUCCACGGAAUACUGCGCAACUCCCGUUCCGGCUCCUUCACCCACGAAGCCGUCAAGAUCUCCUCCUUAUAA